GGUGCGCAUGCGCAGUGCGGCCGAUGGGCGGGGCGGUGGCGAUGUGCCCGCCGCGGAGCGGGACGGCCGGUCUGGCUGGCAGCCCGAGCUCCGUCGAGGGGGCGCGGCGUCGCGGCGGGUCGAGUCAGUCGGGUCCACACUCCUAGCCGGACCGCCGAAAGUAAACGCUCCAGCCGCCGAUUCCGAGGCGCUCGCGAGUCCUCGCCCCCGCGGCCCGGCUCGCCGAGAGCCUGAGUGAGUCAGGGCCUCGCGGGCUGGGCGCCAUGGACGCGAGCGCGCUGGAGCGGGACGCCGUGCAGUUUGCCAGGCUGGCGGUGCAGCGCGACCAGGAGGGCCGCUACCCCGAGGCCGUGUUCUACUACAAGGAAGCUGCACAAGCCUUAAUUUACGCUGAGAUGGCAGGAUCAGGUCUAGAACGUAUUCAGGACAAAAUUAAUGAGUAUUUGGAAAGAGUUCAAGCUUUACAUUCAGCAGUUCAGUCAAAGAGUGCUGAUCCUUUGAAAUCAAAGCAUCAGUUGGACUUAGAGCGAGCACAUUUCCUUGUUACACAAGCUUUUGAUGAAGAUGAGAAGGGGAAUGUUGACGACGCUAUAGAAUUGUAUACAGAAGCUGUGGACCUCUGCCUGAAAACGUCUUAUGAAACUGCUGAUAAAACUCUGCAAAAUAAAUUGAAGCAGCUGGCUCGACAGGCACUAGAUAGAGCAGAAGCAUUGAGUGAACCACUAACCAAACCAUUAUGCAAAAUCAAAUCAACAAAUAUUAAACCAAAGCCACCUCCAACGAGAACACAUUUUCCACUGGGAGCUAAUCCUUUCCAUGAAAAACCUCAGCCAUUUGUAAGUCCACAAUCAUGUGAUGCACAAGGACAGAAAUAUACAGCAGAAGAAAUAGAAGUUCUCAGGACAACAUCAAAAAUAAAUGGGAUAGAAUAUGUCCCAUUUAUGAAUAUUGAUCUGAGGGAACGUUUUGCCUACCCAAUGCCUUUCUGUGAUAGAUGGGGCAAGCUGCCAUUAUCACCUAAGCAAAAAGCUACUUUUUCCAAAUGGGUACGACCAGAAGACCUUACCAAUAAUCCUACAAUGAUUUAUACGGUAUCCAGUUUUAGCAUAAAGCAGACAAUAGUAUCAGAUUGUUCCUUUGUGGCAUCACUGGCUAUCAGUGCAGCUUAUGAAAGACGGUUUAAUAAGAAGUUGAUUACCAGCAUAAUUUACCCUCAGAAUAAGGAUGGUGAGCCAGAGUACAAUCCCUGUGGAAAGUAUAUGGUGAAACUUCACCUCAACGGUGUCCCCAGAAAGGUGAUAAUUGAUGACCAGUUGCCUGUUGAUCAUAAGGGAGAAUUGCUGUGUUCUUAUUCCAACAAUAAAAGUGAGCUGUGGGUUUCUCUCAUAGAAAAGGCGUACAUGAAAGUCAUGGGAGGCUAUGAUUUCCCAGGAUCCAACUCAAACAUUGAUCUUCAUGCAUUGACAGGAUGGAUACCAGAGAGGAUUGCUAUGCACUCAGAUAGCCAGACUUUCAGUAAGGAUAAUUCUUUCAGGAUGCUUUACCAAAGGUUUCACAAAGGGGAUGUCCUCAUCACUGCAUCCACUGGAAUGAUGUCUGAAGCUGAAGGAGAGAAGUGGGGUCUGGUUCCCACACAUGCAUACGCUGUUUUGGAUAUUAGAGAGUUCAAGGGUCUGAGAUUUAUUCAAUUGAAAAAUCCUUGGAGUCAUUUGCGUUGGAAAGGAAGAUAUAGUGAGAAUGAUGUAAAAAACUGGACCCCAGAGUUGCAAAAAUAUUUAAACUUUGACCCUCGAACAGCUCAGAAAAUAGAUAAUGGAAUAUUCUGGAUUUCAUGGGAUGAUCUUUGCCAGUAUUAUGAUGUAAUUUACUUGAGUUGGAAUCCAGGCCUUUUUAAAGAAUCAACAUGUAUUCACAGUACGUGGGAUGCUAAACAGGGACCUGUUAAAGAUGUCUACAGCCUGGCCAACAACCCCCAGUACAAACUAGAGGUGCAGUGUCCACAAGGGGGCGCUGCAGUUUGGGUUUUGCUUAGUAGACACAUCACAGACAAGGAUGAUUUUGCAAAUAAUCGAGAAUUUAUCACCAUGGUUGUUUACAAGACUGAUGGGAAAAAAGUUUAUUACCCAGCUGACCCAGCGCCAUACAUUGACGGAAUUCGAAUUAACAGCCCUCACUAUUUGACGAAAAUAAAGCUGACCACACCUGGGACCCAUACUUUUACGUUAGUGGUUUCUCAGUAUGAGAAGCAGAACACAAUCCAUUAUACUGUCCGGGUAUAUUCAGCAUGCAGCUUUACUUUUUCAAAGAUUCCUUCACCAUACACCUUAUCAAAACAGAUUAAUGGAAAGUGGAGUGGUCAGAGUGCUGGAGGAUGUGGGAAUUUCCAGGAGACCCACAAAAAUAACCCCAUCUACCAAUUCCACAUAGAAAAGCCUGGACCACUGCUAAUUGAGCUGAGGGGACCAAGGCAAUACAGUGUUGGCUUCGAGAUCGUGACAGUCUCCACAGCUGGAGACCCUGGCCCCCAUGGCUUUCAGAGGAAAUCGAGUGGUGACUACAGGUGUGGGUUUUGCUACCUGGAAUUAGAAAAUAUACCUGUUGGGAUCUACAAUAUCAUCCCUAGUACGUUUCUGCCUAAACAAGAAGGACCUUUUUUCUUGGACUUUAAUAGUACUGUUCCCGUCAAGACAGCACAGCUUCAGUGAUGGAGGGCCUGCAGUUUCUGGAUUUUAUGUUUACCAGUCAUCGGCUCUUCAGAUGACACAAAACACGAGAAGAGGUUUAGCUCUCUAAAGUUCCCGCUGGAAUCUGGUGCUCCAGUCAGGGUGUUAAGUGAGGAGCGUGUAGUCAGAACUACUGUACAUCACCUAGAAGGACCAUUUCCAUGGUGUGUAUAAACAUGGAGUGGCUUGCGUGUGGAGCCAUGUGACUUAAGAGCAGAUGAUUAAAGCCUAAUCUUAGUCAGCAUCGUUGAAUGCUUUAAAAUGCUGAGGGAGGCACCUGAGACCAGAUUAGGAAAAAGACCUCAGACUCAUUGAGCGGAAGAGUAGGCCAGUAUAAUCUUCUGAAAUCAUUUACUUUGUCUUGUUGGCAGAGCAUGUCGUAUGCUAAAACUGCUUGUAUUGUGACUCCACAUCUUGGGCAACAAGUUACCAGAUGAAUCAUGUCAUCACCACAGGAUUUAAUUCUGCAUUACUUUAUGACUCGCAAAGGCUUAUUGUUGCCCAGGUUUUGUUAAAGAAUAAAGCUUUAAGAAGUACUCAUUAGCAUGAAGAUGCUCAGGCUCAAGAAUAAGAGUUGUUGAAGUCAGACAUUUGUCUCCUUUUGAACCAUGUGAAGAAAACUCAAGUACAUUCAUCACUGGAAUGUAUCAGGUAGAUGAAAGUGAUCUGAUACACUGAAGACAUUACAAUUUAAUUUGUAUAGUCUCUAAUUACUAUGUGGCUCAGUGCUCUGAUGGUGACAGCACGCUAAAGAAAAUGCAUUGGAGAACUUGAUACAUAAAUUGGGGUUGUAUUCAGAAAAAUUGCCAAGCUAUCACUGUCAACCUGUAAAUUUUCAGUUUACAUAAAAUCAGAAUCUGAUACUCCAGAUUUUAAAGAUUAAAAUUAAGGGGGAGUUUUUCAUUGUCUCCACUUUAUAAACUUAUUUUGUAUUUCUAUUAUCUUUAAUUGAAUAAAAUGUUUAUACUUAUGGAAACCUCA
This is a messenger RNA of Erinaceus europaeus (western European hedgehog), 3704 nucleotides long. RefSeq names its product calpain 7 (gene CAPN7). Lineage: Eukaryota; Metazoa; Chordata; Mammalia; Eulipotyphla; Erinaceidae. The transcript is spliced from 21 exons. Gene Ontology annotation, biological process: proteolysis. The record is from RefSeq and is a predicted model, not a curated record. The coding region runs from base 264 to 2705 and encodes 813 amino acids. Gene Ontology annotation, molecular function: calcium-dependent cysteine-type endopeptidase activity.